Molecule: messenger RNA, 1314 nt
Organism: Oryza sativa Japonica Group (Japanese rice)
Lineage: Eukaryota; Viridiplantae; Streptophyta; Magnoliopsida; Poales; Poaceae
Source: RefSeq, a predicted model, not a curated record
CAACCUGAACCUGAUCCCCUCCCCCUUCUUCCCCUCAUCCUUUGAUUUGGGUGGUUGCCAUUCAUCUCCAUCUCUCGAUCCAUUUCUCCCCCCAAAUUCUUCUCCAAUCAGCUCGAUUCCGUCCUCUUCGAGCAGAUCAGCUCCCGCUGAUCGAAUCGGUGUCGAAUUUUGGUUGUGGUUGCUGUUCUUGGGUUGGAUCUUGGUGGUGAGAAAGAUCGUGAUUUUUGUUGUUGGGAUUUGGGAGGAAUUGUUUGCGCUGGAGGGAGGAGUUGAGCUCGCUGGCCAUGGUUUGCCGAGGCGAGCAGAGAAGAAAUCUCUGAGCUUUAUGAAGAUCGCCACUCACCUGCGCCGCUCCUGCUUCCUCCACUCCUUCUCGGUUGUCUUCCUCUACUGGUUUUAUGUGAUCUCAUAAUUCUGGGGGAAUCAUCUUCUCCGCGUCAAUCCGCCAUUGUUACUAGUAGUAGUAGAGCUCUCUUGUUGUUGUUCUUCUUCUUCGUGUUCUUCUUCGGUUGAUUAAAUAAUCGUAGCAGCAGAAGAAGCAGCUGUUUGUAGACAAGGUGUUUGUGGAAAUGUCGUCGUCGUCGCUGUCGCCGGCGGGGUCGUCGGACGGGGACUCGGCGGGGGUGGUGGUGGCGGCGGACCACCGGAGGGAGAAGCGGCGGCUGUCGAACAGGGAGUCGGCGAGGCGGUCGCGGCUGCGGAAGCAGCAGCACCUGGACGAGCUGGUGCAGGAGGUGGCGAGGCUGCAGGCGGACAACGCGCGCGUGCUGGCGCGCGCCAGCGAAAUCGCCGGGCAGUACGCGCGCGUGGAGCAGGAGAACACGGUGCUCCGGGCGCGCGCCGCCGAGCUCGGCGACAGGCUGCGCAGCGUCAACGAGGUGCUCCGCGUCGUCGAGGAGUUCAGCGGCGUCGCCAUGGACAUCCAGGAGGAGUGCCCCCCCGACGACCCGCUGCUCCGGCCAUGGCAGAUCCCCUGCCCCGCCGCCGCGCACAUGCUCCAGUACUGAACGAACGCCGCGCCAUGGGAGAGUGAGCUCUGAGCUAAGCUGUGGUUGGCAUCAAGAAGUCUUCAUCUUUUUUCUUCUCUUGGCUGCUUUGAGAAUUUCAAGGCUUUAAUCUGCUGCUGCUCUAUGGUCUUCUUCUACUACUCUUCUGAUGAUGAUUUUGUGUCUGAAUAAGUGAUGGUCUUUUGUCUGUGUCCAUGUGGUGUUUUGUAAGGGUUAAUUAUGUUGUUUGUGUUAUGUAAUGUUAUAAACUAUGUCAUUAUAUCAAUUCCUCUUGUGAUCAUCAAUGUAAAAUUGCGUUGGAAAUUCA